Molecule: messenger RNA, 1109 nt
Organism: Xyrauchen texanus (razorback sucker)
Lineage: Eukaryota; Metazoa; Chordata; Actinopteri; Cypriniformes; Catostomidae
Product: aerolysin-like protein
Exons: 1
Coding region: 162-1109 (315 amino acids)
Source: RefSeq, a predicted model, not a curated record
CUGUAACUCUACAGUUUUUGUAAGGGGUCUGGUUAGGACACAGAGCAAAGAAUAUUAAGAAAAGUUACAUUAAAGUUUGUGUUUACUUGAUUUGCUUUGCCAUUGAUUACUUGGUCACUACUGAUGUGAAACUGUGAUCUCAUUUUCAGAUUACUUCCAUUAUGCCCUACCCAACAACUCUAUAUAAAAUUGGUGGUAAAGGAGGUUUUCCAUUUUCAUUUACUGGUCAGAACAACGGUGCCAGUCUAGAGAAGAUCGGGGUUUUGGUUGAAGGAUGGCAGGUGAGGGCUGUCAGGGUCUGGCUUUCAGAUGGGAACAAUCAAACCUUUGGGGAACGAUCAGGACCGUAUCAAGAGUUCACGUUCCAGCCUGGUGAGUGUUUCACCUCACUGUCCCUGUGGGGAAAUGGAGCUGGAACACAUCUCGGAGCCAUCAAAUUCAAGACCAGUCAGUCUAGAGAAUUUUUUGUGAAAAUGACAAGCUGGCCAUUAAAAACAGAAUACCCUAUUGAUGUCGGAUCUGGAUUUUGUCUGGGUGUUGUAGGAAGAGCUGGUGCAGACAUCGACUCUAUGGGAUUUCUGUUUCUCAAUGCCGUUCAAUCAGCGGUUCUCACCAAUGUCAAUUAUCCCACCAUUAACCAAAAGGUUCCUCAGGUCAGUCUGGAAGAACUUAAGGCCAUCACGUACACAAAUGACACCUCAGUCACUCAAACACAAGACAUUGGAAUUUCAAAGACAGUAUCCACUACAUCCUCAUGGUCUGUGAGUAACAACUUCACAGCUACAUUUUCUAUGGAAGUCAAGGCUCGGAUUCCAGAGAUUGCCGAAGUUUCAACAGGAUUCCGUUUUACUGUUGGAACAGAAAACACAUACAGUCACGAGCAAACGGAAGAAAGAACGGAAACUCUGACUUCCAAAAUAGAAGUUCCUCCAGGAAAGAAGGUUGAUGUUGAUAUCACCAUUGGCAGAUCCAGUUUUGAUCUGCCUUACACGGGCACAGUAAUUAUAACGUGCAAGAAUGGCAGUGUGCUACAGUAUGAAACUAGCGGCCAAUACAAAGGUGUCACCUACACCGAUAUCAAAGUGAACACUAAAGAGUCCAACCUGUGA